Messenger RNA from Olea europaea var. sylvestris, 1728 nucleotides. RefSeq lists its product as uncharacterized. Lineage: Eukaryota; Viridiplantae; Streptophyta; Magnoliopsida; Lamiales; Oleaceae. The transcript has 3 exons. The record is from RefSeq and is a predicted model, not a curated record. The coding region runs from base 1 to 1728 and encodes 575 amino acids.
AUGGCAGAUGCCCGGACUCGAGUUCAUCAUGCAGCCCAUGAUGACGGUGGGGUUGGAACCUCAGGGGUACCACAAGUUGCAUCAGGUACAAGGUCCGUUACAAUAGACUCCGUCGAACUGGCAAGAAUUAUUCAAGAAGGGAUAGCAGCGGGUAUGCAACAAAAUACUCGGGCAGCAAUAAAGUUCACCCCUAAUACUCCAUUCACUCCAGAAGUCCUCUCGUAUCCCCUUCUCGAUAGGUUCAAGUAUCCUCGGAUAAAGGAGUAUGACGGAACAACCGACCCCAUCAAUCAUCUCAAUGUAUACACGGAUAUCAUGAAUUUACAGGUUGCACCAGAUGCGGUAAUGUGCAAGGCAUUCCCCCAAACCCUCACGAAUGCGGCUAGAGAUUGGUUUUCCACAUUGGAACCGAACUCCAUCACCUCCUUCUCAGAUUUGGCUGAUAAGUUCUCCGCUUUCUUUGCGAGUAGCAAACGAAUCAGAAAGACAGCCGCAUCGCUCAUGCAGAUCCCCGAUCUACAUAUCACAGCUGCAGUCUCAGCUCUGACUUACGCCAUUAAGUGCGAAGCGUUCAAAAUGUCCUUGUCUAAAACCCUGUCGAAGUCAGUAACCGAGCUACUCACACGGGCUGAGAAAUACAUCAAUAUGGAAGAAACCAUGGCCCCAAAAAGGGAAGUUACCUCAUCAGGGAGAGAUCACUGCCAUACAACAGAAGACUGUCUGGCCUUAAAGCGGGAAAUCGAAUCUCUUAUAAGAAGGGGAUUUCUGAGCUCUUACAUUAACAAUGGCAAAUGCCUGAGGAAUAACCAAAACGGGGGGAAAGGCCCAGAGGAUCGGGAAAACAAGCAACCAACUGCAUGCACUAUCAAUAUCAUUGUCGGAGGAAUAGCCUCGGGAGGGGACUCUAGCAGUGGGCGAAAACAGUAUGCUAGGCAGCCACCAAUCAUCUCAAGACCAGAUCUUGGUCGUACAGAGGACAUCAGUUUUGGAAUGGAUGACUUGGAAGGCAUAGCAUUCCCCCAUGAUGAUGCCCUUGUCAUAUCGGCCAUCAUCGCCAACUUUGAAGUCAAGAGAAUUCUGGUAGAUAACGGAAGUGCAGCAAACGUGCUGUCUCACGAAGCUUUUGUUCAAAUAGGGAUCUCGUCAGAACAACUAAAGCCAGUGAAAACACCCCUCCAAGGGUUUGGAGGUGGGGUCAUCACCCCGGAAGGUAUCGUCGGGUUACCCUUAACAUUGGGAGCCGGAGCCGAAGGUAAACAGGUGACGCAAAUCACUACCUUUGAAGUCGUCCGUAUACCAAUGGCUUACAACACCAUAUUGGGAAGACCAAUGCUCAACAGAAUUCGAGCUAUUGUCUCAACUUUUCACCUGGCUAUGAAAUUCCCUAUUUCUAAUGAGCUCGAGCUCGAGCACGAAAAUUACGGAAGGCUGGCUCCGAUAGAAGGAUUGGAGGAGGUCGAGAUUGAGCCUGGAAGAAAAGUGACAGUUGGUUGGGGGUUAGAUACAGAGGUCAUGGCUGAGCUUCUAAGUUGUCUCUCCCGGAACAUUGAUGUAUUCGCUUGGAAUGUUGAGGACAUGCCUGGAAUUGAUCCAGAGGUUGCAGUACAUAGACUUAACGUGAACCCGGAAGUAAAACCUAUGAAGCAAAGGAAGAGGCAGUUUGCACCGAAACGACGAGAAGUCAUAAAAGAGGAGAUUACCAAACUCCUUAAUGCACAGUUCGUUUGA